This is a messenger RNA of Cokeromyces recurvatus, 2199 nucleotides long. Its product is annotated as transmembrane amino acid transporter protein-domain-containing protein. The record is from RefSeq and is a predicted model, not a curated record. The transcript is spliced from 5 exons. The coding region runs from base 50 to 2104 and encodes 684 amino acids. Gene Ontology annotation, molecular function: amino acid transmembrane transporter activity. NCBI's taxonomy places the organism in Eukaryota, Fungi, Mucoromycota, Mucoromycetes, Mucorales, Mucoraceae. Gene Ontology annotation, biological process: amino acid transmembrane transport.
GUUUCAUUUUUUUUUCUUUUCUCAUUUUAUAAAUAAAUCGUCAUUACACAUGUCGAGUUCAUUACCAUUUAAUUCCAAACCACAUCAACAUUCUAGAAACUCUUCAGAUAAUACAUCUGCUUAUAUAAACGAAAAUGUACUUGCUAGCUCCUUUGAUCCUACAGAGUCUACUGCUAGGCUAAAUGCAUCCCCCGUUCCGCAACCCUAUAAUUUUAGCACUUCACCUGCCAAAAGUAUUCGUUCUCAACGGUCUUAUGGUACUAAUAGCAAUAGCCAUCAUAUCUCUUUUAAAGAUAGACCUCGUUCGCCUUACGGUGAUAACUUAUCAGUUGAUAUACAUGAUGAAGAAGUAGCCAAGGUAGUAAGACGUCAUCUUGUCUCUGCUUCUCCUUCUGGAUCCCCUAGUUUCUUGAGUACUUCACCUGGUCCAAGUACUAGUAUUCAUCGAAAUGAAGAACAUCAUGCUGCAAAAGAGGAAGACGAAGAAGAAUCGAUUGCUGAUGUUCAUCAACUACAUGGUGGUGCUAUCACUCACGAUAUCUACAAAUGGACAGAAGAUCACGAUCAUGAUCAUUUACAGGCCAAAAUGAAAAGGUCAAGGUCUAUGAUGGUAGCUACUCAUAAACCAUCUGAUCCGGCUUUAUUAAACCUAAAAGAUCCGGGGGGGUUUAGACGUCAUUAUGUCAUUGAUCAAGCGGUAAAGAAAGGUAAAAAGCCUCCUUCUUGGAUCACACGUUCUUUUGUCGAUUUCCUAGCAAUGUAUGGCCAUUUUGGUGGCGAGGAUUUAAGAGACGAGGAAGGUAUGAGCUCCGAUGAAGAAGAAGAUUUCAUUCAAGGUUCCGAUGAAAGAACAGCCCUUUUACGUCAAGCAAGAGCAAAUGUAGUUGAAGGAACAGCAACUCCGACUAAAACUGUCUUUUUAUUACUGAAAUCGUUUAUUGGUACAGGUGUUAUGUUUUUACCAAAGGCCUUUCACAAUGGUGGUGUACUCUUUUCUACACUUUUUUUAUUUUUUAUUUCUUCAAUCACCCUAUAUUGUUUCUUAUUGCUGAUCAGAACACGUAAUAAAGUUCCUGCUUCCUUUGGCGAUAUUGGUGGUAUUUUAUUUGGGCAGUCAAUGAGAAUAUUAGUCCUCUCGGCCGUCACUAUCUCCCAGAUAGGGUUUGUUUGUGCUUACAUGGUAUUUGUAGCACAAAGUUUGAAUGCGUUAAUUGAAGCUGUCAGUGACUGUAAAAUCAAUGUUCCACUUCAUUAUCUUAUUUUAGUUCAAAUUGCUAUUUUCGUACCUCUGGCAAUGAUUCGAAAAAUUCAAAAACUUUCUAUUUUUGCUUUGAUCGCCGAUGUUUUCAUUUUACUUGGCUUAUCGUAUUUGUAUUAUUAUGAUCUGUUUGUGUUAAUAGUUGAUGGUAUUGGUAAGGUAGAAUGGUUUAUCAAUCCUUCCUCCUUUCCUAUGUUUAUUGGUACUGCUGUAUUUACAUUUGAAGGUGUUGGGUUAAUUAUUCCUAUUGCUGAAUCAAUGAGAGAGCCAAAGAAAUUCCCAAAGGUUUUAUCGUGGACUAUGUUAUUUAUUACAUUACUAUUUAUAUCCAUUGGUCUUCUAUCUUAUCUUUCAUUUGGUGAGAAUGUUCAAACUGUUAUUUUAUUGAAUUUACCAGCUACAGUUACUGUCAAUUCAAUUCAAGGAUUGUAUGCUAUAGCUAUUUGUUUAUCAAUCCCUUUACAGCUUUUCCCUGCUAUUCGUAUUGUCGAGACGGGUCUCUUUUCUCGUUCAGGCAAAUAUAACCCCAUAGUAAAAUGGCAAAAGAAUAUGUUUAGAUUGGCUACUGUUUUAUUAAGUGCAGCAAUUGCUAUUGCAGGGUCUGGGGAUUUAGAUAAGUUUGUUUCAUUAAUUGGUUCUAUUUGCUGUAUUCCACUCUGUUACUUAUUUCCUCCACUCUUCCAUUUAAAAGCAGUUGCAAAUAAUUGGAGACAAAAAGUAACUGAUAUUUCAAUUAUUGUCUUUGGUACUGUUUGCAUGAUUUAUACAACAUAUAUCACUAUUGGUCUCUGGACUCAGGAUGGAGAAUCUGCUGCUCCUAUUUCUCGUUGUGCUCCCCGUACUUAAAAAAAAACAUUAUUAUGUAUUGUAUACCUCUUCUUUAUUCUAUUAUCUUUUCUAAUAUAGAUUUUGUUAUAAAAUGUUAAAUGCUUUAUAUAUUA